Molecule: messenger RNA, 731 nt
Organism: Neohortaea acidophila
Lineage: Eukaryota; Fungi; Ascomycota; Dothideomycetes; Mycosphaerellales; Teratosphaeriaceae
Exons: 2
Coding region: 149-673 (174 amino acids)
Source: RefSeq, a predicted model, not a curated record
AGAUAGUGGGUGAUCGAGUGAAGAAGACUGGACCGUCUGUCGUAGGGAAGAAAGCUAUGGGGCGUAUCGAGCUCAGCGUGAAUGAGGUGGAGUAAUCGGCGGAGGAUAGUAGAUUGAGGUUGUCCGUUGCGUAAUCUGCGAUUGACUUAUGAGCUGUCUUGAUCGUGCGCCAUCUCGGAGGCUCCCAUCGUUGAGGUCAUGCGCAUCGAACAACGGAGGUGACUUUAAUAUGAAAAGAAUAUCUGUCUGCUACUCACCAUCGUCACCUUACCAUCUACGGUUAUGUAUCCUUCCUUCGUUCCGGCACCUCUACGGCCACUGCCACCACGACUCUUUCACGGUCGACGACCGCGCGCCGCUACAGCAUCGCCUUUUCCCUCGACUCGCCGCGGUACUCCCGCAACCAUCACCUCGUAUUCCUUCCAUCACUAACGAUGCCACGCCGCUGGAGAACAAACGCUUCCCGGUUUUCAAUCAAUUCUUGACCGACCCUUCGCUCGCUCUCACCUUACGAUCCCUGCAUCAACUGCGACAAUCAAGAAGCUGGAGAGAUGAGAUCACGCGUUUCGUUGCCGACGUUCAAUCUCGUUUCGGCGUGAGUCAACACAGCGCGCCUGCGACUUCUCCACCACGAAUGGGCAUUGUAGCUGAAGAUGUCGUGCGGAAGUCAUGAAGCGACGGGACUGAUGCAAGACUUGUGAAUUGAUGCUGCCAACGCAUCCGGUCUCGCA